AUGGCCGUCGCCAAGAGCAAGGCGGGCAAGCACGCCGCCCCGCUGCUCGGCAAGUACGAGCUCGGCCGCCUCCUCGGCCGCGGCACCUUCGCCAAGGUCUACCACGCGCGCUCCCUCGUCGGCGGCGAGGCCGUGGCCAUCAAGGUGCUCGACAAGCCCGAGCUGGCCGCCACGGCCGGCAUGGACGCGCGCGUGCUCGGCGAGGUCUCCGCCAUGCGCCGCCUCCGCCACCCCAACGUGCUGCGCCUCCACGAGGUGCUCGCCACGCGCUCCAAGGUCUACCUCGUCAUGGAGCUCGCCCCCGGCGGCGACCUGCUCUCCAGGCUCGCCGCGCUCCCCAAGCGCCGCCUCCCCGAGCACGCCGCGCGCCGGGUCUUCCUCCAGCUCGUCUCCGCGCUCAUCUACUGCCACGCGCGCGGCGUCUCCCACCGCGACGUCAAGCCGCAGAACGUCCUCAUCGACGCCGACGGCAACCUCAAGGUCUGCGACUUCGGCCUCGCCGCGCUCCCGGAGUCCCACCGCGACGACGGACGCCUGCACACCGCCUGCGGCACGCCCGCCUUCGCCGCGCCCGAGGUGCUCCGCCGCAAGGCCUACGACGGCGUCAAGGCCGACGCAUGGUCCUGCGGCGUCAUCCUCUACGUCCUCCUCGCCGGCCGCCUGCCGUUCGACGACUCCAACAUCGCCGAGAUGUGCAUGAAGGCGCACCGCCGCGAGUACACGCUCCCGGAGUGGGUGUCCCAGCCGGCGCGUCGCCUCGUGAGCCGCCUGCUCGACCCCAACCCAGCCACCCGCCUCACGGUCGCCGAGCUCUCCAGCCACCCGUGGUUCAAACGGUCGCUCAGCCUCGACUCGCAGCUCGGCAGCCUCCUCGGCGGCGCGCCGGAGCGCGACCUCCUGUUCCAGGCCCCGCCAACACUCAACGCGUUCGACAUCAUAAGCAUGUCGCCGGGGCUCGACCUGUCGGGACUCUUCGGGGAGAACCGGCGGAGCCGGGAGAAGCGGUUCAUGACGACGGCGUCGCCGGAGCAGAUGGUCGAGCAGCUCGGGCACUCGGGCGCAAAGCUCGGUUACUUCAUGGUGGGCAAGAAAGGAGUAGAGCGCCUUCCACUAGGCGGCCUGUCAGGGCUCGUGGCCAUGUCCAUGGAGAUGUCGGAGGUGGCACCACCCCUGAUGCUCGUCGAGCUUCGGCUGGAGGCAGGCGACGACGAGGAGGUCCAGGCGUUCGGAUGGGACGAGCUUAGGACGGAGCUUGGGGAGGUGGUCAUGGCGUGGCAUGGAUGCGAGGAAUUGUGA
Messenger RNA from Triticum turgidum subsp. durum (durum wheat), 1296 nucleotides. The record is from the annotation of a GenBank genome assembly. Lineage: Eukaryota; Viridiplantae; Streptophyta; Magnoliopsida; Poales; Poaceae.